AUUAUCACCAGAAUCGGCGCAUCUUACAAUAGCCAGCCACUAUGUUCAUAUGCAAAUUGCCUAGUAUAACACUUGGGGGCGAUGAAGGUUUUACAAAUAAAUGGAUCUCUUUAGUUCACAAUGCUCUUUCCUGUAUCGUCACGCUUACGUCCAGUCGUUAAAAAUUCUACUCCUAGAUCCCAUACCUCUAGGUGAAGUCAAGGUGACUUUUCAGCCAGUUUAGACAUUCUUUCACCGAGCCUUCAGAAUCAAAAGACACUACCGCCAGAUUCUGACAUAAAUAUAAAAUAUGGACGAGGCGAUCGUGGCAGACUCUGGGCAUAAGCUCACAAGCCGCCUGUACAUGUGGUGCCAUUGUGAAAACAGUGUCUCGUCGCUUUUGGCGGGGGAUCCAAAGCUGACGCCUGAAGAAGCAUGGCGGGAGCUCUUUCGCGGUGAUGAUUCAAGAGGUAGCAAAGACGAAGUUGAAAAAACUACAUCAGAGUAUGACAGUGGGAGUGAAGCGCUGCAACAGGCGCGGAAGUGCGGCAAUUGGGGUUCUAAGGAGCCAAGCGACUUGUUUAUAAGACUCUAUCACGAUGCGUUGUGCACUCUCAAUGAUAAGCCAGAGUGUGGCGUUGUCAGUCCUCGACUGAUGGGCAGUAGCGGCAUAGUUCCCUUGACGAUUAUCUCUGUUGUUCCUGAUAUUGUUCGCCAUAUGUCGAAUUUGAUUAUAAGGGCUCAGGAGGAAGUCUUUCUUGCGACGAAUUUCUGGCAAAACGGCACUGCAUCCCGUUAUAUUACGAAUGCUAUCAGAGAGCUCUCGCGGCGUGCUCAGGCUAGAGGAACUCAUGUAAUCAUGAAAAUUCUUUAUGAUCGCGGUAACCCCAGACAAGUAUUUGACCCUCACUACAUCGUAUCUGACAGUGAGUACACGGGAGAUGCUGUGAACUUGCCGUCUAGAAAGGACAUACCAUAUGUCGAUUUGCAAGUGAUGAAUUACCAUCAGCCAGUACUGGGCACCUUCCAUGCUAAAUUUAUGAUCGUCGAUCGGAAGAUUGGUAUCAUACAGAGUAACAAUAUUCAGGACAACGACAACCUAGAGAUGAUGGUUCAGGUCGAAGGGCCGAUCGUGGACUCGUUAUAUGAUAUGGCUAUGAUUAGUUGGCACAAGUUGCUGGAGCCGCCACUCCCAUCUCUUCGCACGACUGCAGCAAACCAAAAGGAGGAGACGAGCUUUACUGCAGAUUAUGCCAAUAUCUUUUCUUCAUUCGGCUCCAUAAAGGGCCACUCUGCCGUCGUUGAUCCAUCGAAAAUGCCGCCGAGGAAGCCUUAUGGUGUAGAAGCUACCGCAGUCGACAACACAGCUCAAGCAGCAUCUACCCUCAACUCCAACAACGAAUUAGGAAGCCGAAGGGGCUCAGACAAUCAUGAAUUACUUGAAGAGCAUACAGCAGAAGAGCCACAUUAUGAUGCCAGUCUCACAGACGAGGUGUUACGUGUUCAGGGUGUCGUCUCUAGCAAGCCUGGCGAAAGCGCAAUGCAGGCCGUAUCAAGGCAUCUAAACCACACCCUAAACGUAGGGUAUCCAGGCAACGCGCCCGACUGUCAACCGGAGGAUGAGAUGACGCCUUACAUACCUCACACAGCCCAUGAACCAUUCCCCAUAGCAGUCGUAAAUCGUGCGCCAUAUGGGCAACCUAACCACAAGUCCAUUUCGAACCCGCAGAACGCAGCGUGGUUGUCGGGGUUGCGGAAUGCGCAACGAAACGUAUUCAUCCAAACUCCUAACCUAAAUGCUGCGCCUUUACUGCCGGCCAUUCUGGAAGCUUGUGAGAGGGGUAUAGAUGUGUAUUGCUACGUCUGUAUAGGAUAUAAUGAUGCGGGUGAAAUGCUCCCUAUGCAGGGAGGUCACAAUGACAAGAUCGUGCACGAGCUGUACACCAAACUCUCGUUUGCCGGGCGACAGCGCCUUCAUUGGUACUGGUAUGUAGCGAAAGACCAGACACGUCCAAUACCUGCGACACAGAAAAAGCGUAGCUGUCACAUCAAGUUGAUGAUUAUAGACGAGUGCGUUGGUAUCGUCGGGAGCGGGAACCAAGAUACACAGUCUUGGUUCCAGAGUCAAGAGGUCAACCUUAUGCUUGAUAGUCCCCAGAUUUGCCGCACGUGGAUCGAUGCUUUGAGGCGCAACCAGAACACAGGAAUAUAUGGUGCGGUUGACCGUGAAGACGGCAUCUGGAGGGAUGAACAGGGGAAUAGUGUCGAUGGCGCCACGGGUGUUGAUGCUGGACAUUUUAGCUGGCUGAAAGGGGCUGUUGGCGCAGUGAAAAGGUUACAGGGAACAGGAGGCUUCUAAAGCGAGUUUUCUCUUAUUCUAGGUAUUAUUAUAUAAGUCUUGGGUGUAUAGGUACAUGAAAUAUUACUUAGGGGUAUCGAACAUCGGAUGGGCCACGUCUACGUGCUCUCGAAUAUUUAGUUGAUUUGGUCGAACUUGAAGAGUGCCGUCAAAGAAGCCUACUCCAUUCUAACUACUAGAACAAUGAGUCAGCCGGAAGUUGAAUACAGAGAUACUGCCAACUGCGCUUCUUCCAAACAUUAGAUAAGUGACAGGUAGGAUCUCGAAUAAUUUCGGGUGCGCUUCAAAGGGCAGAGUUAAAAGAGCCAUCAGAGAAAAUCAGAAAAAGCCCCCAGUUUAGCUUCGAUUCUUGGUCGUGUU
Xylaria bambusicola is the source of this 2698-nucleotide messenger RNA. RefSeq lists its product as uncharacterized. Bases 290 to 2338 code for a protein of 682 amino acids. Lineage: Eukaryota; Fungi; Ascomycota; Sordariomycetes; Xylariales; Xylariaceae. The record is from RefSeq and is a predicted model, not a curated record. Gene Ontology annotation, molecular function: catalytic activity. The transcript has 4 exons.